Messenger RNA from Hydatigera taeniaeformis, 591 nucleotides. Lineage: Eukaryota; Metazoa; Platyhelminthes; Cestoda; Cyclophyllidea; Taeniidae. The record is from the annotation of a GenBank genome assembly.
AACGUGGGUGCCGAAGACGAUGAUGAUAUGGAAAAUGAGGAAGGAGAGGAUGUGGAAGGGAGUGGAGAAGCGGAACAGAGGGAAGAAGGGACUGCUCUCAUCACCUCUACGAAGCUUCCUGGUAUCCCUCCACCAUCCAUUUUCGAUGCCCUUUUUGCUGAAUCAGGGAAGACUCAAAAUACGAUGGAAACUAUCGAGAAAAAUGAGGCUCCACGGGAAAUCGGCCAAACGGCACCCGCUCCUUCCAACACCCCGGCAGUUGGUGACUCAGGUGGUUCCUCGAUGGAUCUCUUCAAAUCUAUUUUCGCCUCAGAUGAAGAAAUUGAGGAUGUAGAUGAUGCUGAAAAUGAGGAUAUGCCGCCACCACCUUCGUCUCCAGAGGUUCUAUCUUCGAUGACGUCCUUAGCUCACGAUAAAGACAACACCGACGGCAACACUGCUUAUAAAGAUGAUGCUGUUAGAGAGGCGCCCAUUUCUCCGCCUCAUCCUGAACCAGCUCUUCCUGACUUGUCUGUGCAUAAGCUAUUCAAGCAUCUGUUCAACCCUGAACUAGAUAGUGGUAGGUGGUGGUCGCUUUACUUCAAACUUUAA